Penicillium egyptiacum is the source of this 1557-nucleotide messenger RNA. The record is from the annotation of a GenBank genome assembly. Lineage: Eukaryota; Fungi; Ascomycota; Eurotiomycetes; Eurotiales; Aspergillaceae.
AUGACGAAAUCAGAUAUCCCGACUCUUCCAAAACUGCCAGCGGAAGCCAUUCGUUUGGCCCACCUUCUCGAGGCCUUCUUUCAAGCAGAGAGAUCGUGGACUGGUUCUUUACACCAGGACCAGAGAGUUCUGAUUGCAUUUAUUGCGCAGAACUAUGACACGGGAUCUACCUUCGCAAAACUAGCCACUCAGUCAAACAAUAAGCUUGGCUGCUAUCCUAGGAUAUGGACACACAAGGAUUACCGAGUGAAAAAAGCAAUUCAAAAGACGGUUGAUCUAGCCUCGCCGCUGCUGGAGCGAUAUUGCAGGUCACAACUUGGGGGGAAAUCAAUCCUUGACCUACCCGCGGAGCUGAUACUGCUUAUUGAGCUUGAGCUAUCAGACAAGGAGCUUUACAAUUCUUGCAGAGCAAAUCGUGAACUAUGUCACCUCUUGAGUGGCCCGCUUUGCCGGCGAGAGAUGCAGGACCUGCGUGCAUUUGAACGAAGCCUGCGAAGGAAUAAGAGAACAUCGUUCAUCAAGGCAAUUGACGUACUCUCUGAUGUUCCGGAGACAGCACCGUGGAAUAUAAUCCAAUUGUAUGCCAUGGUGGGCAACAAAAAUGUCAAGUCGAUACAAUUAUUAGUUUCUAAAGAUGGCUUGCUCGGAUGCGCAUUAAGGAAACUCAUCCAACAGACCCUAUCUCACUUACGAGAUCACGUUUGGAGAAGGACAUAUGGCUCUUCUUUGAUGGGCGAGGCAAUCAAAGCAUCCUGGGGGUCAGAUGCUCGACAAGAAAUGGCGUACCGGCGUGUCAAGCUACUACUUGCCCAUGGGGCUGACCCGAAUACUGUGGGGUCCCUUUCGGAAAUGCAUUCGACACUUCAUUUGGCAUGCCUGCAUCAUCAACCCAAAAUCAUGCAGGCAUUGCUCGAAGCGGGCGCAGACCCCAACGCAAAAGAUGCGCUCGGCCACACCCCCUUGCGUAUGUUAUUCGAAGAGAAGUUGUUCGAGUCAUUUGAUCGGGGUAUUCUGCUUGAUAUUCUUCUUGCAGACCCAAGAGUCAAGAUCGAUGAGCGGGACAAUGAUGGUUGUACGCCAUUGCUUGCUGCGGCUGGUAGAUGCCAGGAUAUGCGGACCGCUCUGAAAUUUGCCAAGCACGUUGUUCGCAUGCCAGGCGAGGUCGAUAUCAAUUCUCAAGACAAUAAGGGGAGAACAGCACUUUGGCUCUGCAUUUACUUCAACCUGUAUCCUAUCACUCGUCUCCUCCUAGCGCAGGCUAGGCUCGAUCCCAAUCUCGGUCCAACGGAUGAUUUUCCAUUAUUGCUUGCUAUUCGUCUUUGUGACCCACUGACAGUGAAACGUUUACUAGGAUUGAAACGACUCGACGUCAACAAGAAAACUAAAACAGGCAAGACUGCUUUGUUGGAAGCUAUUGAUGUAGGCAAUAUGGCAGUCAUUAGAAUGCUCGCUGAAGCUGGUGCCAACUCGGAAAUUGGAAUGAGCGAAGGCAAAACAGCGCGGCAGCAGAUAUUGGCAGCAGAUAUUGAUAUCAAAUGGGAGACUUGCCCGGUGUGA